This is a messenger RNA of Eublepharis macularius, 1516 nucleotides long. RefSeq names its product lysosomal acid lipase/cholesteryl ester hydrolase-like. Lineage: Eukaryota; Metazoa; Chordata; Lepidosauria; Squamata; Eublepharidae. The coding region runs from base 238 to 1416 and encodes 392 amino acids. The transcript has 10 exons. Gene Ontology annotation, biological process: lipid metabolic process. The record is from RefSeq and is a predicted model, not a curated record. Gene Ontology annotation, molecular function: hydrolase activity, acting on ester bonds.
CUUACUCUUCUAGUCUCUUGUUCUGCUUUGUUUUUCUUCCUCUGUUCCUGCCGUCUCCCUGCCCUUCUAGCCACCACUCACUUGUAUUACAGACAAUUACAGGCAGUUCACUUCUCAUGAUGUUCCAGCCUCCAGCCUCUUCCCAGACUUCCCCCUCGUGUCGUUAUCUCCCAAACCACAGAUGCUAGGUACUGGAUUACUUUUGUAACUACCAGUGUGGAAACUACCAGAUCUACAAUGUGGCUGGCUGUGGCAGUGAUAUGUUUAAUCCAACAGGCUAUGCACUCAGAAGUAUUUGGAAGACAUUUGAAUCCACAAACAUUAAUGUCAACCCCUGAAAUCAUCCAGUCCUGGGGAUAUCCCAAUGAACAAUAUGAAGUCCUGACUGAUGAUGGCUAUUUCUUGCAAUUAUACAGAAUUCCUUUUGGAAUACACAGUCAUUGGAAGAAAGGAAAUAACCCAGCUGUGCUAUUGGUAUCUGGUUUGAUUACUGAUAAUAGGUGCUGGAUUUUAAAUCUUCCUAACAAUAGCUUAGGAUUUGCUCUAGCAGAUGCCGGCUAUGAUGUUUGGAUGCUAAAUGUCAGAGGGUCCGCCUGGUCUAGAAGACACCAGAACCUGUCAAUUGAGCAAGAAGAAUUUUGGAAUUUUAGUUUUCAUGAAAUGGGGAUUUAUGAUAUUCCAGCUACAAUGAAAUUUAUCUUGAAGGAAACUAAACAGGACACAUUAUAUUAUAUUGGCCAUUCCCAGGGUGCCACAUUGGGUCUGAUUGCCUUCUCAAUCAUGCCACAGCUUGCUCAAAAAGUCAAUCUCUUUAUGCUCUUUGCACCUUCCUACACAAUGGUGGGCACUGGAGGUCCUCUUCUAUUUUUUAAAUUACUUCCUGAUGGAUUAAAAAAGUUCAUAUGGGGCAAUAAAGAAUUCUGUAUUCUUCCUAGCAAGCUGAAAGCUGUGAAUGCUAAGCUCUGCAGCUUUGUAAUAAUAGAUAAGAUCUGUGUUCAAAUAUUUUCCAUAAUUUUUGGAGAUAAUAAGAAGAAUGUAAAUGUGAGUCGAUUUGAUGUCUACGCUGGAACAUUUCCGGAUUUUACUUCAGUAAAAACAGUGAUUCAUUGGGGACAGGUGGCCAAAACAGAAGAAUUUAAAUAUUUUGACUAUGGCCAUAAGAACAAAGCUGUAUAUAAUUUGACGACUCCUCCUGUUUACAAAUUAGAAGAUAUGACUGUGCCAACAGCUGUGUGGAGUGCUGGAAAAGACAUUAUAACAGAUAAAAGAGAUAUUGAUCGGCUGCUCCCUCGAAUUACUCACUUAAUUUUCCAUAAGCACCUUCCUGAUUGGCAACAUACAGACUUUCUUACAGGCCUUGAUGCUCCAAAGUACCUAUAUCCAGAUCUGCUUGGGUUGAUGGAGCAUUACAAAUAAAGUCUUGCUUAAUAUGAGGAAUAAAGAGGUAAAGGUAGUCCCCUGUGCAAGCACCAAGGCCGUUUCCAUACUACUCACCUUCAAUCGGAAUGCCACGGAA